AUGCGGGCGGCGACGCAGGCGCUGCAGGCCAGGCGCGCCCUGGCCGGGGCGGCGCUCGCUCCUAGGAAGAUACGCGGCCACACCGGCGCAGUCGGCCGCGGAGGCGCGAGGGGUCCUCGCGUGCGGUGCUCUGCCGCCGAGCCGAAGCGCAAGGGGCCGUCUGCCAAGUCCAUUGGUUUGGCCGCGGGCGGGGAGUGCAUGAUGGUCUUGGCGACGACCCUGGCAAGCGAACGCAUCCCCCUCGUGCUCGAAAUGCCGCUCGCCGCCACCCUCCUCGGCGCUUGGGCAGCGGUCGGCUACGCGCGGGGCGACUUCAAACGAGCUGGCGAGGUCCUCGAAGACGGCGACGACACGUGGAGCAUCAUGACAGGCGCGUUCAUCUACGAGGUCGUCGACCAGACCAUGCUGACGUGGCUCAUUUGGGCCCCCUGCGCCCUCCUCGCCUGGGCAGGCCUCUAUUCGCGCCUCUCGCUGGCGCCCGAAUUCUCCUCCGUGCACGACGUCGUCGCGCCGAUGGAGAGCCGCCCCGCGGAGGUCCAGGUCGUUGCCGCGGUGUUCAUCACGGUGCUGUGCUGGCGGCUGCUCUUCCGCUUCAUCAGUGGCUCCUCCGCCAGAAACUGA
Messenger RNA from Pedinophyceae sp. YPF-701, 621 nucleotides. Lineage: Eukaryota; Viridiplantae; Chlorophyta; Pedinophyceae. The record is from the annotation of a GenBank genome assembly.